GAAUGGGUACGAAUUACUUCGUAACUGCACAAAAAACCACCGCCGUUACCAGCGCGUCGGUGGGCAACUUUACAGAUCCCGAUGACCUAAACCUGAUCUUGGUGCGUAAUUCGCGUUUCGAGAUCUUUUGCGUUUCGCCCGAAGGCCUCAAACCGUUCAAAGAGGUGAACAUCAACGGUCGCAUAUCGGUGAUGAAGCUUUUCAGACCAAAAGGCGAAACGAAAGACCUGAUGUUCAUUCUGACCGCCAAGUAUAACGCGGCGAUUCUGGAGUACAAAAACGACGAGAUUAUUACCAGAGCCCAUGGAAACGUGUCUGACAGAAUAGGAAGGGCUUCAGAAACGGGUUUCAUCGUCAUCAUUGACCCUACUUGUCGAGUAAUCGGUCUCCGCCUUUACGAUGGCCUGUUCAAGGUGAUACAGUGGCAAAGUGAAAGUCGGGAGUUGAAGGCAUUUAAUAUCCGAUUCGAAGAAUUGAACGUCAUAGACAUUGAUUUCCUUCAUGGAUAUUCACAACCUACCGUGGCGUUCAUUCACCAGGAUCAGCAGGGUCGUCACGUGGUUACUUACGAAGUGAAUUUGCGCGAUAAAGAAUUCAUAAAGGGUCCAUGGAAGCAGGACGGCGUCGAAUCAGAGGCAAGCAUGCUGAUUGCUGUUCCCAGUCCGAUCGGCGGCGUGCUGGUAAUCGGCCAGGAGUCGAUCACGUACAUUCGUCGCGAGAGUCAGUAUUUUGUCGUAGCGCCAGGGAUCAUUAAGCAAAGCAUGAUCAACUGUUUUGGACGGGUCGACAAGGACGGCAGUCGCUACAUCCUGGGCGACAUGGCCGGUCGCCUGUUCAUGCUGGUGCUGGACCUGGAGGAGCAAAUGGAUGGAGGUGUAAACGUUCGUGAUCUGAAGGUAGAGUACCUUGGCGAGAUCACGAUUCCCGAAUGCUUGACGUACUUGGACAACGGCGUGCUGUUCAUCGGUAGUCGUCUUGGUGAUUCACAGCUGGUUCGCCUUAAUCAGGAAGCGGACGAACGUGGAUCGUACAUUUCCGUUUUGGACACUUAUACAAACCUCGGACCGAUCGUCGACAUGGUCGUUGUCGAUUUGGAACGUCAAGGCCAAGGGCAACUGAUUACCUGUUCUGGCUUUGCUAAGGAAGGAAGCCUGCGUAUAAUCAGAAACGGUAUCGGUAUCCACGAGCUGGCCACUAUGGAUUUGCCUGGUAUUAAGGGUUUAUGGGCUCUCGCGUAUAAAACUAGCGAUCAGUUCAAUAACCUUAUGGUCGUCUCGCUUGUCACUCGAACGACAGCGUUGCUGAUUGACGGUGAAGAGGUCGAGGCUGUCGAACUGCCGGGGAUGCAGCACGACAAGCGAACUCUGUUUGCUGCAAGUUUUGGUCGUACAAGUUCCAUAAUUCAAGUCACAACCGCAGGCGUAAGACUCAUUUCUACGUCUGGCGCUGAUGAGGGAUUGCUGAGUGAGUGGCACCCCAGCGACGGACGGAACGUGAACGUUGUUUGCUGCAAUGCGGUUACCGGCCAGUUGGUGGCCGCCAGUGGACGGGAUCUGUAUUACUUGACUAUCAGUGACAAGAAAGUGACACAGGUAAAUACGACGAAAUUGGACAACGAGGUGGCGUGUUUGGACAUGUCACCGAUCGGUGUGUACAACAAGUCUGAAGUAUUUGCUGUCGGUCUGUGGAUGGAAAUCUCUGUCUUGCUCAUUCAUGUUCCCUCUAUGAACGUGGUGACGAAAGAAUCGUUGGGCGGCGAUAUCAUUCCGCGGUCGCUGAUGUUGUACAAGUUUGAGGCGUUGAUCUACCUCCUGGUGGCACUGGGUGACGGGACACUUUUAUACUACCACGUCGACGAAAAGACAGGACAGCUGCUGGAUAGGAAGAAGGUCACUCUUGGCACCCAGCCGAUCGCCCUACGAACCUUUGAAUCCAGGUCGAUCAAGAAUGUGUUCGCUUGCUCUGAUCGCCCGACCGUCAUCUACUGCAACAACCAGAAACUGCUGUUCAGUAACGUAAACCUACGCAUCGUCACGCACAUGUGUCCGUUGAACGCCAAGGCGUAUCCGGACAGCUUGGCAAUGACCGACGGUCGGACGCUGAUGAUCGGCACCGUGGACGACAUCCAGAAACUGCACAUCAGAACGGUGCCUUUGGGCGAAACUCCGCGACGAAUCGCCUAUCAGGAAGAGACGCAGACGUUUGGUGUUCUGACCAUCCGACACGAAUUCAUCGACGCUUCCCUUGUCUCACGUCCGUCAGCCAGUGUGCUGGCGCAGUCGGUGUCCCGCGGCAGUCCCCUGCUCAAGUCCAGUGCCGCCUCGACGGACAUCGCCGGCGUCGUCAAGACUCCGGCAAACAACUCGGACGCUGAUGAACAGGAGAUACACAAUUUUCUGAUCCUCGACCAGAACACGUUCGAAGUGAUUCACGCUCAUCAGUUCACGGCCAACGAGCAAGGCUGCAGCGUCAUAUCGUGCAAGUUCGCCGACGAUCCGGCAGUUUAUUACGUGGUCGGUACGGCGGUCGUCUAUCCGGACGACUCGGACGCGAAGACUGGCCGUUUGCUGGUUUUCCAGUAUUGCCCGACCGGCGGCAGCAGCGAUGGAAACACAGGCGGCGGCGAUCACAGUUCUGUUCGUCUGUUUGAAUGGACCACCGGCCCUUCAGAAAAAGAGCUGCAUCUUGAGUGCUCGUACUUUUGUUUUAUCAAUGCUCUCUACCUGAAGACCAAGGGCGACUUUAUUUUGGCUGGCGACCUGCAACGGUCGAUUACGGUUUUGACGUACAAGUCGGUUGAAUCGACACUGGAACAGAUCGCGCAGGACUACCAGCCGAACUGGAUGACCGCGGUCGAGGUGAUCGACGACGAUACGUUCCUCGGCGCUGAAAACUCCUUCAACCUAUUCACUUCUCAGAAGGACAGCACGGCAACGACGGACGAAGACCGGCAGCGACUGCAGACUGUUGGGAUGUUUCACCUCGGUGAAAUGGUGAACGUAUUCCGGCAUGGUUCGCUGGUGAUGCAGCACCCUGGUGAGGCAUGCGCGCCAGUUUCCUCACCGAUACUGUUCGGCACCGUGCAGGGUGCCAUCGGCCUCAUAUGUCAAGUGCCGGAACACUUCUUCAAGUUCUUGCACGAACUCGAGAUACGGCUCAGCAAAACGAUCAAGAGCGUCGGCAAGAUCGAGCAUGCCUCUUGGCGCAGGUUCAGCGCUGAGCGUCGCAGCGAGCCGCCGUUCGGCUUCAUCGACGGCGAUCUGAUCGAAUGCCUGUUGGAUCUGCCGCGCAACAAGAUCGCCGAAUGCGUCGCUGGCUUGGAGGUCGAAGAUCAGACAGGCACAAAGACGUUGGCUACGCCCGAAGAUGUUAUCAAAAUCGUCGAGGAGCUGAGUCGGAUUCAUUAGCC
Molecule: messenger RNA, 3409 nt
Organism: Soboliphyme baturini
Lineage: Eukaryota; Metazoa; Nematoda; Enoplea; Dioctophymatida; Soboliphymatidae
Source: the annotation of a GenBank genome assembly